AUGGACUUUGCUGGCGAGCGUUACUACAAGCUCAAUCGAAUCCUAUUAACCGCAGUCGGUUUAUGGCCGUGUAACGAUUCAGCAUUCAUAAGUAUUCAGAGAAUAUUUUUCGCUCUACUGCUCGCAUUUUCUUUAAGUGUGCAGAUAAGAAAAAUAUGGGAGCAAAUAAAAUAUCAUUGGAAUGCGACAAAGUGCAUAGAGGAAUUAAAAAUCUUGCAGCGAUACACUAAAAUCGGAUAUCUGAUGACAAUUUUUGUAGCAAUAUUGUUCUAUUCAUCCGUAUAUAUAUUUCUAACGAUGCAAAUUUCACCAAAAUUGCUUGAUAUAGUGGCGCCUUUGAACGAAUCACGACCGUACGAACUUUUAGCUAUAGCCACAUUUUUUUUUGAUCAAGAAAAAUAUUUUGCUCCAAUAUUUAUGCAUAUGACAGUGGCGCUUUCAGCAGAAAUAACUAUAAUAGUGGCUACAGAAACAAUGUGCUUGAUAUGGAUGCAACACGCUUGUGCUCUAUUCAAAAUUGCUAGUUUUCGCAUAGAGCAUGCAUUUGAUUGCGAAAUACACAUUUCUAUCGCAGAGAAAAAUACGACGUAUUACACGAAUAUAAUUAAUGCGGUAAUCGUUCACAAUCGAGCUAUCAAGUUUUUAGAGUUUCUUAAUUCCAACUUCGAAGUGUCUUACUUCAUAUUGCUUAUGUUAGGCGUAUGUUCUUUAAGUAUCAAUCUGUUUCGUAGAGUAACAAAUUGCAGUGCUGAGAUAUUCUAUAAAACAUGUGAAUUGCCUUGGUAUACUGUUUCUAUUCAAUGUCAGAAACUGCUUCAAUUUAUAAUGCAACGAAGCAUAAAAACCUGUAAAUUUACUAUGCUCGGUGUAAUAGACGCAUCGCUUGAAUGCUUUGCUUCGAUGCGAGGCCUUAUGCAACAAAUGCGGCGUGACUGGAAUGCAUUAAGCAGCGCGCAGGAAAUCAAAAUAAUAAAAAAAUACUGGGCUUUCGGAAGAUUCAUCACAUUGAUUACGACAUAUCAACAAAAAUAUUUUAUUCCGCUUUUGUUACAUGUAUUUCUAAUCGUUUUGUGUGGAUUAACCACAGUGGCAGCGACCGAGACGCUUCAUAUGUCGUACAUGCAACAUGCGUGUGGAUUGUUCGAAAUAGCCAAUUAUCGCUUAGAACAGGCGCUCCAUAAGAACACGAUACAAGAUAUUACAUCUUCUGCCGAAAGAAAUUUAAUUGUAUGCAAGAAGAUAAUCAGUGCAGUCAAUAUGUACCGAAGAGCAACCAAGUUUAUAGAAAUGUCGAAGGCAAAUUUUAAAUGGGCGUAUUUAUUACUGUUACCAUUAGGAGUGUUGUCGCUAAGUAUCAAUCUUUAUCGUUUUUCUCAACUGAUAAUGACCGAGGAAUAUUACGAGCUGAUCGUUAGUAUUCUGUUCAUCAUUGGCCAUUUUUGGUACAUGUUUUUCCUCAACUAUGUAGGACAGGAAAUAAUCGAUCAUAGUAGCAAUGUCUUUUACAGAACAUAUAACACGAAAUGGUAUGUUGCACCAUUGAAAGCGCAGAAAUUAUUACUGUUUGUGAUGCAAAGGAGCAUACGGCAUUCCUCAUUCGUCAUUGGUGGUUUGUUCAUUCCGUCGUUCGAAGGAUUUGCCACGCUUACGAGCAUGUCAGUUUCAUACUUCACAGUGAUCUUUUCCACUAAUUGA
Molecule: messenger RNA, 1695 nt
Organism: Cataglyphis hispanica
Lineage: Eukaryota; Metazoa; Arthropoda; Insecta; Hymenoptera; Formicidae
Exons: 14
Coding region: 1-1695 (564 amino acids)
Biological process (GO): sensory perception of smell; detection of chemical stimulus involved in sensory perception of smell
Cellular component (GO): plasma membrane
Molecular function (GO): olfactory receptor activity; odorant binding
Source: RefSeq, a predicted model, not a curated record